Messenger RNA from Sclerotinia borealis F-4128, 1740 nucleotides. The record is from the annotation of a GenBank genome assembly. NCBI's taxonomy places the organism in Eukaryota, Fungi, Ascomycota, Leotiomycetes, Helotiales, Sclerotiniaceae.
AUGCCUACUCUCGAUACCUCCAACUUCAACAUUGUAUGUGCCGUACUUGGCGGAUUCAUUACUUUGUUUGGAUUGGUAUCUUAUUUAUUCAAGGAGAAGUUUUAUCUUUCUGAAGCACUAAUAUCCCUCGUCUUUGGCGUCGCCAUGUCACCACAUGCAGCAAACUUCGUCAGACCCCUCGAUUACGCCGGAUCCAUCGAAAACCUCAAUACCAUUACCCUCUAUUUCUCCCGUCUAGUGCUCGGCGUACAACUUGUUCUCGCCGGUGUCCAAUUACCCUCCCGCUACCUGGCAUUAGAAUGGAAAGCCCUCGCGCUCCUCCUCGGUCCCAUUAUGACUACAAUGUGGCUUGUGAGCUCGCUCAUCGUCUGGGCAAUGGUUCCUAACUUUCCUUUUCUCCAUGCCCUGGCCAUUGGAGCAUGUGUGGCGCCUACCGAUCCGGUACUGAGUAAUAGUAUUGUGAAGGGAAAGUUCGCGGACAAGAAUAUCCCGAAGGAGUUGCAGAAGAUUAUUGUGGCGGAGAGUGGGGCGAAUGAUGGGUUGGGAUACCCGUAUUUGUUUCUGGCAUUGUUUUUGGUUAAGUAUACAGGGGAAGGUGGAGCUGGUCAAAGUGGAGGUGCCUCUAAAGCUAUUGGUCUCUGGUUUGGAGAGACAUGGGCUUAUACCAUCAUCCUUAGUAUCAUCUACGGAGCUUCCGUAGGCUGGAUAGCCAAGGAACUCCUUCACUGGGCCGAAGAAAAGAAAUUCGUCGACCGAGAAAGUUUCCUCGUAUUCGCCAUCACUUUGGCCUUGUUCAUCGUGGGCACUUGUGGUAUGAUUGGUAGUGAUGAUGUUUUAGCAUGUUUUAUUGCUGGAAAUGUCUUUACUUGGGAUGAUUGGUUUCGUCUUGAGACAUUAGAUGAUUCUCUUCAACCUACUAUUGAUAUGUUGCUAAAUCUAAGCGUUUUCAUAUGGUUUGGGGCUAUUUGUCCCUGGGCUUCGUUUGCUAAUAAUAGUGUCAUUCCGAUUUAUCGCUUGAUAUUUUUGGGUAUUUUGAUACUACUCUUUAGACGUCUACCAAUUGUCUUCACACUACAUAAAUUUAUACAUCAAAUCGAUGAGAAACGUCAAGCUAUUUUCGUCGGAUUCUUUGGACCAAUCGGAGUCAGCGCCAUCUUCUAUCUCUACAUCUCUCUCGAAUUCCUCGCAACCAUCACAGUAGACGGUGUGCAACGCGAAGAUGCAGCACGUCUAGCCGAAGUUAUGACGGUUGUCGUAUGGUUCUUGACCAUCUGUAGUAUUGUAGUCCAUGGACUUUCGAUCCCAUUGGGAAAACUAGGCUUCUUCCUCCCGAGGACAAUCGGUAGGGCAUUCACGAGUCAAACCAAUAGCCAGACGGCGUUCGCUAUCGGGGCAAGAGUUUAUCAUUCGAGUGCGGGGGUCUUGAGGGAGAGGAGAAGAAACGUUAGCGCGGAUAGGAGUGCUAGUGGAACGGCCACGGCAAAUGAAAGUGGGAGUGUGAGUAGGGGUGGAAGUACUGGACCGGCUUUGAGUUCGGGAACGAGCUCGAGACCGAUCUUUAGAAUUGGGGGGAGUGUGAUUCGGUCGGGGGUUUUGGGGAGUGGAGCGGGUAGUGGAACAGGGAGCUCAGAUGCGAGUCCGAAUAUUACUCCGAUGGAUGGGGUGGUGGAAGGGAGGACGAUUAGGUUUCCGGAUGAGGAGGCGCACGUGGUGGGGACGGGGAGGGAGUCGGAGGUUUAG